CUCUCUGUCCCGCCAUUCUUUUAAUUACUUGUCGUACGCGCCACCGCCGGCCGCGCCUAACCAGCGCCGUAACACCAACUCGCCGCCGGCCGAGCGCGCACAAACGCCCCAUGACCACUCAGGCGACGACCACCGCGGCGUGGACCAAGGAAGAGGACAAGGCGUUGGAGAACGCUCUCGCCGCUGCCGCGCCGCCGCCGCUGGACGGCCUGCCAGAGGACGACUGGUUUGUGGAGCUCGCGGCGAGCGUGCCAGCACGGUCGACGGAGGAGGUGCGGUUACACUACGAGGCACUGGUAGAGGACGUGGACGCCAUCGACGCAGGACGCAUCCCACUCCCGCGCUACGCUGGAGAGGAGUCCGCCGAGCCGCCCUACGGUGCCGCGCCUAAGGACGGCGGCGGCGGGCACCGGCGCGAGGAUCGGAAGUGCUACGACUCGGGGAAGAACUGCUCCAAAGCGGAGCAGGAGAGGCGCAAGGGCAUCCCAUGGACAGAGGAAGAGCACCGGUUGUUUUUGCUGGGGCUGGACAAGUUUGGCAAAGGCGACUGGCGGAGCAUCUCGCGCAACUUUGUCAUCUCCCGGACGCCGACUCAGGUGGCGAGCCACGCCCAGAAGUACUUCAUCCGCCUCAACUCCAUGAACCGGGACAGGCGCCGCUCCAGCAUCCACGACAUCACCAGCAUCAACUUCGGCGAAGUCGUCCCGCAGCAGAGCCCGAUCACCGGCCAGGCCACAGGAAGUCCCGCCACGGCGAUCAUGAAGCACCCCGGGCCGCCGCUGCCCGGGAUGGGCAUGUACGGGGCGCCCAUGGGCCAGCCCGUGGCUGGCCACCACAUGGUCCCUGCAGCCGUCGGCACGCCGGUGAUGUUCCCGCCGGGGCACUCGCCCUACGUCAUGCCUGUAGGCUACCCGGCUCCCCAGGCGAAGAUGCAUCAUCAAUAACCUUUCCAAUGCCACACUUACUCCAAUUGCUUGACCUUUGCUCCUCCUUGCUCGUGCAUGCGCACCAGCAGAUCAACCGCCCCCAUGAACGGCAGAAGCAUUUCUCCCUUGUUCUUUUCUUGAAUCUAAUUUAUUCGUUUUGUGUAGCCAUCCGUCCCUGAUCCUCUCCUACUUGGUGUAACAUAGAUGAGUCUGAGUGCAGAGAAGGUCGGCAAGUAAGCAAGGAAGUAUUUGCUUAGUGUGGCAAUGUUAACAGCCCACUACUAGUUUUCACUCAA
Molecule: messenger RNA, 1222 nt
Organism: Lolium perenne
Lineage: Eukaryota; Viridiplantae; Streptophyta; Magnoliopsida; Poales; Poaceae
Product: transcription factor MYBS1
Biological process (GO): response to salicylic acid; response to gibberellin
Molecular function (GO): DNA binding
Source: RefSeq, a predicted model, not a curated record